This is a messenger RNA of Daphnia pulex (common water flea), 5553 nucleotides long. Its product is annotated as TBC1 domain family member 12-like. The record is from RefSeq and is a predicted model, not a curated record. Lineage: Eukaryota; Metazoa; Arthropoda; Branchiopoda; Diplostraca; Daphniidae. The transcript has 5 exons. The coding region runs from base 3150 to 5195 and encodes 681 amino acids.
GCGUUGCCUGAUCGUUAGAUCCCGCCUGAAAAGAAAACGCGUUAAUUUACAUUUCCUUCGUUGAAGCUAAUAAGUUCCUACUGAUUUUGGGACAUUGGCGAUUUUUUGACGAAACUUUGUAGUGAGUUGCUCCACUGAAUUUUUACAGUUGAGAUUUGUAGUCUGGAAACGGGAUAAAUCUUGUUCCGGAGUAACUUCGCGUUUUUCCCUUCUCGCCUCAUUAAACAAUUUCUUUACUUCGUUUAAUCCCGGAAUAAUUCCGUAUGUUAUGGCCACCGUUUCCACCUCAUCGUCAGUAAAUUCUUCAAUUUGUACUGCGUAGCCUAACCUUGGCGUCGCCAAUAGAAUGAAUAAUAUACUCCAAACCAGCCAAGCGGAUUCCAUCUUGCGAUCUUUAGUAAAUCACUAACAAAUCUUUUACAGGAUUUUGGGGUAUUGCCCUAAAGUAUACGACAGCUAAAAAAUUAAAUCACCAAUAACAAACGGUUCUGAUUGAACUGUAAAAACCUGUAAUACAGAACACAAUUUUUACCUACAAACAGUUUGCGUGCCACGGUCUCUACCCCAACAGCUUGUGUCUUAUAUUGUGAGAUUUAUUUUAAGGUUUCCUCUUCAACUGGUACUAUGAAAGGGUUGUAGGCGGUUUGGGUGCGUUAUUCGAGAGUGCAACCACCAGUUACGUGACUAGUUGAAAGAUUUUUUCUUUAGCCAUAUGAUCUGUUAGUUUGUGCGUGAUUUUUCUUCGCUUUUCAUCGAAUUGUAAUUAUAUCCGAUCCCUCGAUGUAACAAGUCACAGAUGAUGAGUAAUCUCUUUUAUGACAUAUUUCACAUUUCCGAUAUUCUUUGGAAACGAAUUAUUUUGAGUGAAGUGAUAGCAAUCAGACUUAUCGUCAUCGUCAACGAAAAAACUCUUGAUGAUUCUGAUCAUAAGUGAGCAGAGCCAAUGAGUGGGUUGCAUUAUUGUAAAGUUAUGCUUUAUUUCAGCGAUGGCCCGUCAAUGGUUUACAAAAUCUUUACGACCAUUAUUAUGUAUAUUUGUAAUCAGUAUUUAAUUCCCUAACUGUUUUGAGAACAGCGAAUUGGCGUAUUUGUUAGGGAAUCCCGUAUAUUUUGUAAAGCUAUAUAAUGUAUUUCCUUGGCUAGAAUGAAACUGGUAAGCUAUUUGUGGGUUAGAUUGGAGAAAUUAAUUUGGGAAAAUUUUUGUUGCGUGCAAUAAAAGAAGCUAAAAAUAAGGAAGAAUGUGGUAACAAUAAAAGCAAUCGAUUAUCGUAAUACCAGGCUGUUUCUGUUGUAUUACAUUUUCCAACAUCAGGCUGUACCGUACAUUUAUCUAUAAAUUAAACACGUUUAAAAAAUGUUAAAUAACCUAUAUUUGUCGUGCGAUUAUUUACCUCGCCAAUUAUUUUGUUGUUCCUGUACCCAGCCGUCAUAAGAUGGACCAUUUAAUCGACUCCUACUUUCGAGGGGGGGUUUUGGGUCACCAAAAAUGGUCAACUUGUAAACCUUUCGAUUUUUAUACCACUCGCUGUACGGAACUGUUGUGCUGUUUUGGCCUACAGUUUUCAUCACAAAAAGCAAUAAAAGGCCAAGGGUAACAAUACCAUUUGCUCUAGUAGAUUUCGAGUAAUCCGUCCUCAAUUUCUAGUGUUUUAAGAUCUCUAGCGGGUACCGUAAACAAAUUAAAAUCAAUAGAUUAUGAAGGUGUAAAUCAAGAGAAAGUAGUAUAUGGACAUUAUUUUUUCUGUACUUACAAGUUUUUGGUGUUCACGUGUUUUCUGUUAAACAGCUUAUGACUGUUUGUAUCAUGACAUAGGCCUACAUAUAAUUUCAUAUUUGUCAAAAAUUUUACUAAAAUAAGUUGUGGGUGGUUUAAUGAAGGUAUUCGAGAAGAUCAGCCACCCCAUUAACUACGUGACAUUUAGAAAUAUUUUUGACUAGCUAAAUAUGAUGCGUCAGAUUUGACGUGAUUUUCUUAUGAUUGGCUCGAAACAGUCACAGGAUAGCUCACUAACUAUACUUGUUCAUCCGAUAAUUAAAUUAAUGCUCAAGUAACAAAAAUAUUUCGUUUCACGUCAAAGCUUUUUUAAAAUCUAGUUAAAUACCUAAACGUUAUCGAAAUUUUUUCAACGUAUUUCAUAAACAUUUGUACGUUACCCUGGCCCCUGGGUAGAAGAAAUAGUUUCAGCUUAAUUACUUCAGUAAUGACACUUCCCAUUCAUUUAGAAACUGAUAUGUUGAUCAUUAAAGCUGAGGUUCCUAGGCAGCUGUUGCAAAUUUCUAGACUUUUUGCUUCUUCUUUUCCCGUUGUUCCGCUCUACUGGAUCAUUACUCAUUAGCAGCAAGAGCAGCUCUGCAGAAUUAUUUCUUUAGACUUGAUCAUACACUGCUAGAUGACAGCUGGCAACUGCAACAGGUUUAUGAGUCCAAAGCCGCUAAAACAGUUUUUCCUUUCGAACUAAAUUCGUUUGCUGAUUUGAUGAAAAAUUGUAGGCUUUGCGGUAUUCGUUAAAUUUGUGAAAGUACAGACCAGCAGUCCGACUGUGCUUUCUUUUGAUUCGCUGAGAAAAUUUUAGCUUUCUAAUCUCCUAGUAAAAUAUAUACUUUCUCACACAUUUCACGAUACCUAUUCCACUUUCUUGAAGUAGCGUACAAUUAAAGUAUCUAAUUAUUGAUCAGGAUACGUAAAUAAGAAACUUUUAUAGGUUGAAAUCAAAUUGGCCGAAAUAAUCGUAUCUUCUACUAAAAAUCCGGUCAUUCUUUGAAUUUCUAAUACUACUACAAAUUUCACAAUUCGAGAGGAAUUUUUCAAGUACUUGUUAAUUGUUUUUUUUUCCUCACAAAAACCGCCAAAAGCGAAUUCGGAAUGCGGCAGUACGGCAAUGUGGCAAAGUAGUGUUCAGAGUGGGCGUGACCCAAAUCUUGAUAUAUCCAAGAAACGAUUUUUGACACCCAAAGAGUGAUAUUUUUCAAUCUUAUUGAAUGCUGAAACUCAAUACAAGUGACUCAUCAAUGUGUACAGAUUCCUAGAUUUCACCAAAGAAAGUCCUCCUCCUCUUCCUAACAAUUUUGCUGGAACUUCAGUGUUGCCUGCAAAUCACAACAGCAUGCACCGUCUUUGUUUAUAGACGCAUUUCAUCGAUCGUUUUGAAAUGGAGGAGGAAGGAAAUGGACUAUUGAUUACUCCAAAAAUGUAUGAAAUCUGCCAGACUUGUAAUAACCAGAAGAAGAAAGCUGAAAAUCAACUUGUCAAUCAGGAAUCGUUUGAAUCAGGCACUGUCCAAGGCCAAACAUUUAGUAAAGAAAAAGUUAAAGCAAGUUUAACAAAUCCGUUUAGCAACAAGUUGCACAAUUUCAAACAAAUCUUUGAAAGCACCAAGAACAAUUCUACAAGCACAGAAUGCUUUGAGAAAAAAGGACUCUUGCAGAGGAUGCACAGCCUCUCUCUACUCAAGUCAAAGGAAAAAAUCACAGAUCCAGUUAGUCAAAUUAUCGAAGUGUGCCAGUGUGAUAAUGGAAUGACUGAAAAUAUUGAUACAAGAUUUCACACCUGGCCUGAAAGAGGCAGGGACAAAGUCAAGAGUCCGAAGAAGACAUCAGUGGAAACUCACAAAGAAGUUGAUGAUGGCAUUUCUGAUGAUGUUUUUCAGGAAGAAUUGCCUGUUGUACAUGAUCCUUAUAGUAAACAAAUAAGAGUUGUACAAGCCGAAGUACUGAAGGAUGAACAGCUAUUCAAGAAAGAGAUGGGGCAUAGACGACAACCAAGCUUGCUUAGUAAUGUAAGCAGCACAGGAAGUGAAGUCCAUUUGCCACUGAUGCCAUUGAACAGUAACCCUCACUCUCACACCAGUUUGUCGAGUUUGAGUAACUAUAGUUCAUCCACAGACUUUACUGAACACACAAAUUCUUUGGAACGUUCCUGCGAACCUCCUCGAUUCGGGCUAGCUUCGUUUUGGACACGUGCGUUCACUCGCAAAACAGACAACGAUCAUUCAGCUGCAUCAUGGAAACUUUUCAGUCGAACUAGUUUCUUUCAAAAAUCUCGAAGUGGGCAAAGUAGUUGCAGCAGUCUCAACAGUAGUAGUAGCCCGACCUUGAACCCACGAAGUAUCGGCUCUACUGGUCUAAUAUUGCAUAGUCGCCCUUCUUUCCUGCCGGCAAAGUGCCCAGAAGAAGAGCUUCAUCAUCAGAUCUUACAUCACAAGCUCUUGGAAGAAUCUCAACGUAGAGAGCAAACCAAACUUCAAGAAAAGGAAAAACGAAUUGAAGAGCUGUGUAAACAAGAAGAGCAAGUUGCUGCUGCCACAAAAAUCUGGACAUCAGAAAUCCUUCCACAAUGGGAGAUAACACGCAAAUUGCGUAAAACUCGUGACCUUUGGUGGCAAGGAUUGCCUCCUUCUGUACGUGGUCAGGUGUGGAAACUCUCCAUUGGAAAUGACCUUAACGUUACUCCUGAGUUAUUCGCGUUGUGUCUUGAACGAGCCAAAGAGAAGUUGAUCAACUGCGACGGUGUGGGCCUAGAGAGCAGCGUUGAAGGGAUCAAGUUAGAUCUUUCCAGGACAUUCCCUCAUUUGGGAAUUUUUCAGAAAGGGGGACCUUAUCACAACGUUCUUGGUGAUCUGCUGAGCGCCUACGUUUGUUUUCGACCAGAUAUCGGUUACGUCCAAGGCAUGUCUUUUCUAGCCGCGACGCUCUUGCUCAAUCUGGAAGUUUCAGAUGCCUUUAUCAGUUUCUCCAACCUCCUCAACCGCCCUCUUCUCCAUGCUUUCUUCCGCCUCGAUCACGCAAAGAUGGCGGACUUCUAUGCCGGCUUUGAAGCUCUGCUCAAAUCUCAGCUUCCCAAAGUCUAUUCGCACUUUCUGGCGUUGAAUCUCACACCAGAUCUGUAUCUUCAGGAAUGGAUCUAUACUCUAUAUUCUCGUUCAUUGCCUCUUGAUCUUGCUUCAAGAGUAUGGGAUGUUUACUGUAGAGAUGGGGACGAUUUGAUAUUUCGAAUUGCAAUAGGUAUAUUGAAAUUGUACGAGUCUACUUUACUAGAAUCGGACUUUAUCCAUUCCGCUCAGUUGCUGACCAAUCUACCUGAAGACAUUGACGGGAUCAAGCUUUUCAAAAUCGUCGAACAAAUUGGCGCUUACCAAGAGAAAUCUCGUUUUACACAAAUGUUAACUCAUCACUUUAAAGUGAAAGGUCAUACGUAAAAUUCAACAAACAUCACAACCUCAAGAGAUUGGUAUUGCGGAGCUUGUACUCAUUCGUGUCUUCCGUCAAAUACUCUGAGACUGAAUAUUGAUGUGUAAAUCCUAUAAGUGUAAAUUGUUCAUUAUGUAAAGCCUGUUAUUUUUGAAGAAUGUUUAUGUAUCCAUUCGCUUGUAUUUUUAAUGCACUAUCGGUGCAUAUAUGCGAUCAUGUUGAUGUUGGUAACGAUCAGUAUGAUUGGGAUUUUGUUUUAGACAGCACCUGUCUGUAUAGGCCACACAAUUCUGGCUGGGCACAUUGUAAAGCAGGACAAAACUUUCUGUCCAAUCUAUUUACUUAAUACAUGAAUUCCAUCGAUUA